AUGAUUCCGUACAUGAUCAUGAACUUCGUGAACUUAUUUUCGGAGAGCGGCUGGAAUAUGCUUAUCCGGACAGCACAGUUCCACAGGAACCGGCAAAGCGAUCAAGCACAAGCACAGUUUGAUGGAAAAUAUGAGUUUCCUGAGAAUGUGCUUUUCCGAGUGAAACGCGGGGGACAUGAGUGGAUGGACGAUAUGCCUUGGACUGAUAACACGGAGGAAUUCAAGGUCUGCGGAGCAACAGUGAGGUUUGUGCAUUUGAAGCCUGCUAUUGAUGGGGGUUCGGGAGAGGUCAAAAAGAGUAUUCUCUUUCUGCACGGGAAUCCGACCUGGAGUCAAAUCUGGAGAAGGAUCCUUCCGUCGCUGGUUAGGCAGGGCCACGAAGUUUACGCUCUGGACUGGCUGGGCCACGGGAGGAGCGAUAAAAUUAUGCAGAGAAGUGCAAUCAGCUUUGAGCUGCAUAUGCGCACUUUGAUGGCUUUCUUUGAACAUACCGGACUCAAGAACGCCAUUGUGGUUGCCCAUGAUUGGGGUGGCUGCAUUGCAUUGUGCACAAUCCCCUACAUGAGCGCAUCGACAUGCGAUGGUAUUUUGCUCCUUGAUUCGUUCUUCCCACUGUUUCUCGAAGAAGUCGGCGUCUCGACAUUGCUACUCAGUCUUCUCUGGAUUUUCUCAACAGGGACAAUAGAUAAGCAUCUAUCCGGGUUAACAAUAACAAGGAUUACAUCCCCGCACGAGUCUUUGCUAGACGUUCAGGGGUGCAACGCGCCAUAUUGGGCUCUUCCCCCAGGCACAAAAUCCAGCGUGUAUGCUUUCUCGCGCCUAUCCCCAUUAACUCCACGCUAUUCGUUCAAAUUUAUACGUGAGACUGGACUCUGGAAUCUAUUAGUGGGGUUUCUUGGGCCUGAUAAUUUCAACGAUCUGAUGGCCCAGGUUCGCAUGACAACCAAGAGCGAAGAAGGAAGACUUUUCUGGAAAGGCAGGAGGCCAGACAAGCUGAAUCAGGGCACAGAAGGGGGGUUCAAGGUUGCAGUUGUCUUCGGAGGAAAAGAUCCUACGUCGAGCGACUGCGGGAGCGUUCUCACUAGUACAAUCAACAAGACCUAUAUGGUCGAUUGGGCUCCCGAUGGGUGGUGCAUUAAAGGAUCAGGGCGCUAUCCCAUGGAGGAUAUGCCGGAAGAGACCAUCCAUUUGAUACAGAGAUUUGCUGCUGGUUGA
Monascus purpureus is the source of this 1215-nucleotide messenger RNA. The record is from the annotation of a GenBank genome assembly. NCBI's taxonomy places the organism in Eukaryota, Fungi, Ascomycota, Eurotiomycetes, Eurotiales, Aspergillaceae.